This is a messenger RNA of Peromyscus leucopus (white-footed mouse), 3177 nucleotides long. RefSeq names its product maestro heat-like repeat-containing protein family member 7. Lineage: Eukaryota; Metazoa; Chordata; Mammalia; Rodentia; Cricetidae. The record is from RefSeq and is a predicted model, not a curated record. Gene Ontology annotation, cellular component: cytoplasm.
ACUGUGGGGAUCUGACCUUCAAGGACCUGGUUUCAUUAGGCCUGGGGGGUCACUCCAUGCUAGGGGUCGGGCAGGGAGGGAAGGUAGUUCCAGAGCCUCGAGAGAGAAGUUGGGGGCAUCCUUACCUGAGACCUGAACAUCAAUUUAAUUAUUAGCUGUGGGCAAUAGGGACUUGAUUUUGGAUUUAACUUAUUUUGUGGUGAGUUUGAACUUUAUUUUGCUGUGUUGGGGAUGGGGCCCAGAGUUUCUUUCAUACGUGUCAGGCUGUCUCCUGCAGCCUCCCCCUAUACUAACCCUGAAUCCCUAGGAAGACCCAACUCUUAGCAGGCCUGACCGCUAGCCUCACCACAAGGAUCCUGUCCUGGGUGUGCAGAUGGAUCCACAACUUGGGAAGAAAAGUCUGAGCAGAUUAACAUUUCAACCAUCAAUUUACGAUCUCUUCUUGAAACCAAGCCUAUCAGAAUUGUGCCAAUCAGAAAGAGAGGCCUAUCAGCUAAUUGUGAAUUUUAUGGAGCCAGGCGAGAUGUCCCAGUUAGACAAGCUGAACUUCCUGAAUGCUGUGGAAAUUUUAAGCAAUGUUGUGCGUGAUCAGGCAAAUGGCAACAUGAAUAACUACUACCCUAAAACCCUUCUGGCCAAGAAAAUUCAGACAUUCAUCAUGGAAGAACCCACAGAGAUCUUGGAUAGUAAUGUGCGUCAGCAAGCCAUGCUCUGCAUCGUGGCCCUGAGCCAGGUGAGGCCACCUUUCCACCUAUGCCAGAAACUGGACCUGGUCAACGUUAGCAUCACCAGCAUCUUCUCUCUGCCCCUCAUCAUGCCCAGUCUCGACCGGAGGGAGAGUGCUAGUCUUUACCUCCAGACAAACCAGGCCUUGGAUGACAUGCUGCAAGCUCUUGUGAUGGAGGAAAGGAGCCCCAACAUGAUUAUACUGCAGAAAUUUGUGGAGAUCAUCUUACCUUGGUUAAUGCUGUCAGACAAAGUGCAAGAGCAGAUCCGAGCCUUGAGCACGAUUUCCCGAUUGCUGAGGUUUAUCUGCAAUUUCUCGGAACUGUCGCACAUGGUAUCAUUCUCCAUAAUCGGAAGGCUGAUUGGAACCUUCAGCAUCUUCUGCAUGAAUCCCAGCCAGGAGAUCAGCGUGGGAGCAUUGGAGGCAUUGUAUUACUUGUUCACCAUCCUUGUGCUUCAGAGAAGUGUCAGACCGAAGACAGCGACCAUCCUGAAGGAUUUACAGAAGCAUUUCCGCGGAAACUGGAUGGCCAACAUGCAGAAUCUCACACUGUUCUUCAGGAAAUACCUGACCCCUGUAGAGAGAGCCGAUGUGAUCAUGGUGGCCAUGGAGGCCAUGAACAGCGGCGACAUGAAUAAUGUCAUUGCAGCCUCUGAGAUGUUAAAUAUGAUUCUGAAGUACCCUCUUACAGAAGUUGCCAAGGUGCCAGAAAUCAUCCAGUUAAUUUACUACUACGUAGACAGCGUGACCGAGGAAGUCGCCCAGGAUGUCAUAAAGAAGGUCUUCCAAUUGCUGGUCCAGUCUCACACAGAUGAGGUUAUCCUGACACUGUUCAAGAUAGAGGACCGGUCACUAAGGGGGACACACAGAUCCUGGGAAAUCCUGGCUUCCUUUCCAAAAAGCUACCAAGUAAUCAUGGAGUAUCUACUGCAGAGGCUGAUUUCCCCCCAGACACCCAAGGACCAGGAGACCGGCCAUGAAACAGAGCUCUCAACAUCGAUUGUCACCAGGGCCAUCCAUGAGCUGCUGCUGGUGCCAAGCCAGCGCUCGGAGGUGCAAACCGUCUUCGCCUCCCUGUUCGUGGCCCUGCUUUUCCAAAUCUCUUUCCUGGUGACUAACCGGAGCACUGUGGGCCAGGACAAGCCGCAUGAAACCGAAUGUGUGAACCUUGUGAGUUCUUCUGUGAAGGCCUUGAAGACCUUACUGCGAAUCGGGUACCUAGAUCACAUGUCUUAUAUUCAGACACUUAGGGGCUGGGAACUGCUUGUCAAUCCUGAAAGGCACUAUUAUGGAGUCACUAUGCUGGCCAGGUCCCUGGUUAUCAAGAACUGUUGGCACAAUCGCCCUGUCUUCCGCUUCCUCAUCAGGACCCUCGAGGACCCAGCCUGUGUCAAUCACUUCACAGCCCUGGUGUUCCUGACGGAGCUGUUCCACUGUCCAGAUGUGGCAGGUGCUGUGGAUGAAGCCUCCACCAAGGUUCUGGCAGAUUGUUUCAAGUGUGAGGAGCCAGCCACGGAGCAUCUAUUCCUGCAGAUCUCAGAAACCUUCACAAAGCACAAAAACACGAUGAAGCACUUCCACAUCCUGCAGCCCUACGUGCUGAGCUGCUGCUACUCCUCCAGCAGUGAGGUGGUGAUGGAGACCUUCCUGACGCUACAGCGCAUCCUCAAGGACCUCACCUGGUAUCACUCCUCCUCCUUCAUCGUCGAGCUGACCUUCACUUUGGCACACUUCUUUGAGGAGGAGUCAGAGCAGCUGCGCCUGAUAGUCUUUGAGAUCUACGGAAGCAUCCUAACUAAGAUCUCGAGGAUGAACCUUGUCUUCCCCAUGAGGCACCAGAUUCUCAACUUCAUAGUCCUCCUCGUGUCACACCUGAAGGAUGUAAACGCCGGAGUGGUGGAGGUCUGUAGGCGAACCCUCUACAAAUUAGCUACCAUCAUGGGCUGGUUCAAACUCAAAGUGGUCUUUGCCAAGAAAGAUGUAUUCACCAUCCUCGGCACCCUGUUGCAGCAGGAAAGGAGCAGGGCAGUCUGGUUUUUGAAGCAGAGUGUGGCUCUCUUCAAGAGUCCGCAGGGCCCCAUCCGCCAGGUGGCUGUGUGGUUUGCAGGUCAGAUCAUCCGCAUCCUCAACAGGGCCGAGAGAGAGGAAACCGAGGAGGAAUAUAUAGCCUUCAGGUGCAUGCAGAAAGACCCUGACCCCAUAGUCAGCUGCCUCACUCUACAGACUUUCCACAUCCUAGAAGCCAAGGAGACGGCGACGCCGGCUAAGACCCCUUCCUCCUGCCUCUGCAUGAGGAGGUUCCGAAGGAAGGACGGCUGAGUCGGCGUGCGAGGGUCUGAGAUGAAGGCUUGCCCCCAACCCCACUUGUGGCAGCAGGCUACCUCCCGAGUCCUGCACUAGAAGUGGCGUCUCCCUGUAGAACUCUGCUAAUAAAAGGGGAAAGAAUGCAA